UUUUAUUUGAUUGGUGUGUUGUGUUUUCAGUUUUGUGGAAGUUCUGGAAAGAAAAUAUCGUUCGGAAUUCUUAUCAGUGAUUUUAAAUCUUAUCAGUAUCGGGUGCUGCUGAACUAUGAAAAUCGCCAACUCGACAGACGUUGAGGGUGGACUAAAAUGACCCUUCCUGUGUACUAUUCAUGUAAGACAGUUGUUCCGAUAGUCGUAGCUGUGUUGCUCAGUAUAGCCACGUUAGUAAAUAGUGGAGCGAAUAAUCUUCACAUGUACGAUGGAAUCCGAACCCAAGAUAUUAUAGCCGGUGACGUGUUCUUCGAAAUUAUUGACCCUCCAGAGUUGGAGUACACUUACCGGAUCCGACCGGCGAAGGAUUUUGGCAGUACGUUCGGCGCGUCCUUCAAGGUAACGGAGGGCAAGCUUGUUCCAGCCAUUCCGUCGGAUGCGUGCGACGCUCAUAUUCUCAAUGAACGAGACUUGAAAGGCAACAUCGCGCUCGUGGAACGGGGCGAGUGCUCUUUCCUAUCAAAAGCAAUUAACAUCGAGAAGGUCGGCGGUCAGGCAGUGAUAAUCACCGAAGUUGACAACAAUUCGGAUGAAUACGACUACUACAUUGAGAUGAUUCACGAUAAGACGGAUCGUGAUACCAACAUUCCGGCCGCUUUUUUGCUGGGUAGAAAUGGACUCAUCAUCCGACGCACACUGACCAAACUGAGCAGACGGUAUGCGCUAGUGAACCUCCCGGUUAAUCUGACGUUUGUGGCGCCACAUUUGAUCAAUCAGCCACCGUGGCUGCAGUGGUGAUUUAUUUGAGCGGUGAUGGAUAUGUUUAUUUUUUGCAGUGAAACAUAGAUUCUAGAUUUUACGGAGUAAACCCUCAUGGUAUUAUGACUGUUUAGAGAGACUAAUUUUCUAGUCAACCUGUGAGAAUGUAAAAAAGGAAGAGAGACUAUCUUCAUAUUAAUUGAACUGAAUAAACUGAGUUG
Sabethes cyaneus is the source of this 980-nucleotide messenger RNA. RefSeq names its product PRADC1-like protein. The transcript is spliced from 3 exons. NCBI's taxonomy places the organism in Eukaryota, Metazoa, Arthropoda, Insecta, Diptera, Culicidae. The record is from RefSeq and is a predicted model, not a curated record. Bases 157 to 798 code for a protein of 213 amino acids.